AUGUUAACUAACUCAAUGGAGACGAGUCCUUGUGACAUGACUCAGCUCGAUUCCGAUUCGCAUCUCCCUCCUAGAAAGCGAUUACUUGCUGGUUUCAAGAAACUAAACUCCAACAGCAACGGAUCUUCUUCUUCUUCUUCGCCUUCUCCUUCAGCUUUCGCUUCUUCUUCCUCAACUUCAAACUCAAACGGAUCCUCCUCCUCUGCUCCAACCGAUGUCCAAACCCAUCUCGACAACUUAUUAGCCUCCCGUUUCAACACCGACCAGAAUCAGUCACCGGAAGAGCUCGUGGAGGCAGCGAGAUCCGCCGCCGCUUUAGCGGUGAAAGCCGCAAAGGCGGCGAGGGCAGUGGCGAACGAGAAGGCCUUGAUUUCCGCAAGGGCGAUCGCUGCAGCCAAGAGGGCACUGGAACUGGUUGAUUCUUUCCCUAAAGAAGCAAUGGCUGUUGUUGCUGAUUGCAAGGAGAGGCCUCUUAAGAAGAACAAGCAGAAGAAACAAGUCCCCGUUGAGUUCUUGUAUUCAAAGGGACGGUUAAGAGACGAGGAAGCGCGUAGGUUGCAUCGAGCUAUAGACGGUAGGUACCUUAAUGUCUUGGGAACUCGCUCCGGUUACGAGGAGGAUGGUCGAAUUAACAAGAAGCAGAAGAUGAACAAGACCGUAGUUGAAGUUGGGAGUAGUAGAGUGACCGAUGACAUUGCUGGGGUUGUGGAUUCAGACAGCUCGUAUGAACGGUUAGAAUUAAACAGGAAGACGCCCGAAGUGUUUAAACCGGAUGAACCGGAUUCGAUUCCGACACCGGGGAAGGAAAAAACAGAGGAAGAAAGUAACUCAUUGGCUAAAAGAAGAGGAAGAGUGAAGCUAAAGAAGCUUCCUUUGAGCAUUUGUAAUUCUAGGGACCAAGGAAACGGAACUUCCUCCGUGGCUCAUCCGCCGGAAGACGGUGUGAUCUCGGUCGUACCGGGAUCAAAAACGUCAUGGAAAUGCCAGGACCUGAAGGCUCCGGAAUGUGUGAAGCAGAACAAAGCCGUACGGUCGUAGGGACACCGUGUAUUCAAGAUUUGGUCAGCAUUGCCAUUUUGAGUAGAAGAAUCACAUUGUUGUUUCCUUUUUUGGAUGUGUUUGAAUUUAUGUUAUGAUACUGGAAAUAAUAUUAUAUCUACAUAUAUACUGGAAACCAUCUUGGUUUGAUAUUUGGAUUCAUAGAUGAGGGAAAAUUACUCACUUUUGUUGAAUGUUAUGUUUUGAUUUAUCUUUUUUUUCCUAUUCUUUACAACAUUACUCAAGAAAUGGGUUUAUUUGUUAAAACAUUGAAAA
Thlaspi arvense is the source of this 1314-nucleotide messenger RNA. The record is from the annotation of a GenBank genome assembly. NCBI's taxonomy places the organism in Eukaryota, Viridiplantae, Streptophyta, Magnoliopsida, Brassicales, Brassicaceae.